Aegilops tauschii subsp. strangulata is the source of this 3814-nucleotide messenger RNA. RefSeq lists its product as uncharacterized. The record is from RefSeq and is a predicted model, not a curated record. Gene Ontology annotation, cellular component: membrane. NCBI's taxonomy places the organism in Eukaryota, Viridiplantae, Streptophyta, Magnoliopsida, Poales, Poaceae.
CUCUGACAAAGAUCAACAAGAGAUGAAGGCACGUUAAUUGUUAUAGCCCUCAAUGCACAACCCACAGAACUUACUGAGUAUCUAUCUAAGGGUCAAGCAAAUAAUAAAAGAUCAGUGGAUUCAUUAACUCCACAGAAGACAUAAUUCACAUAUUUCUGAGCCUUGGCAACCCCUGCUGUUAAGGUUGUGUUUAGUCCAACUCUUAUUCAUCCUUAAUUACCAGCCAAACACACAAUUUGAUUACCAGCCAAACACUGGCCGGGACAGGAAAAACAUAAAAACUAUACAGGGGGAACUUGGAGGGGAAAAUAGAUCAAUCGCUCGAGAACUCCUGCUAUCUUCCAGAUUUUGAUCUUGUCUUGAAUCUGAUUGGAAAUCGAGAGCGCAGUUGCACAUCUCCCAGUGGAGAGAGAAUCAAUGUUUUGGAUUGAGAAAUAUCAGGGCAAAGUAGGAAACAGAUCAAAGGCCAGGUAAAAAAUGCUUCAAACUUGUAUUGGUUCACCAAACCAAGCAUGUCACUUAACUCAAACAACAGGGCAAACAUGGGUACAUUUUCAAGGGGACUCGUUGGCAAGGUCGUCGUCAAGCUAAUCCAGAGCAGAUGGAACAUGCAUGCUACAUCAACAAGGGUUAGUAUAAUCUCUAACGCAAGUUGAACAGUAUAAAACCUCCAAGUCACGUCUUCCAAAAUAUUCAUGAGUCAUAUUCACGCUCGUUUUAGCGGCUCGUUUUAGCAUCGGUCUAUUGACUAUGCAUAUCCCGUCAAAUUUAAAAGCUUAUGUCACAAUUAUCAUUAUGGAAGCUGAUGCCUAAACAGUUUUUUUCUCAGUAUCAUUACGUUUUGCCUUGUCGCCAUGCUGAUGAGGAGCUGCGCAGCUAGCAUUUUCUAGGACAGGCUCAACCGUUCAACCUCCGAGUUCCACUGUCGUCAGAUAAAACCGCUAGCGCUAUAUAUCUGAGGGGGCUACAGACCAUGUCUUUCACCGGAGAGUUGAGCCUUGAGGUGCGAUUUCCUGUAGACAACGAGCAAAUGGUGCCUCCAGUUCCUACCACUGAGCCAAGCAAGAGUGAUGGCCUGCGCAAGUACCUCCUGGUGAUGGCUAUCCUCGCGGCAACGGUGACCUACGUCGCCGGGCUCAACCCGCCUGGAGGAUUUUGGCUGAGCAGCAAGGACGGCUACCUCACCGGCAACCAGAUCCUCGUGGUGACGGACCACCCCCGGUACAACGCCUUCUUCUACAGCAACGCGGCCGCAUUCAUGGCGUCGGUCGUGGUAAUCCUCCUCCUCCUCCUCGUGGAGCGGAGGGAGAAUGCCGAAAAAGACGCCUCGCCCCGCUUUAUAGAUAAAGCAACAACCACGAGGUGGAGGAAGAAUCCCAAGCCGCUCAUCCUCCUCGCGCUGAGGGUGGUCAUGGCGCUGGACAUGCUCGCGCUCAUGGUGGCAUACGCCGCAGGGGCCAGCCGUGGAAUGGUCACAACUGUCUUCUCCUCCGUGCUGGUAUCUGUUGUGUCCAUCUAUGCUGUGUUUCAUAUGAUCAAGUAUAUCAGCUCAGAAAAACUGGAGGAAAAUUCUGAAGCCGGUGGCGAGGAUAAAAAACAUGAGCGGGCACGUCAGAUUAUGAUGUUGUUCGCAAUUUUUGCCGCAACAACCACCUACACGGCGGGGAUGAGCCCACCAGGUGGCUACUGGCCGGACACCCAGGACAGCCACCGUGCCGGUGAUCCAGUCCUGCUAGACGACCACUCAAGCCGGUUUGUGGCCUUCUUUGUCUGCAACACUUUUGCAUUCGUCGCAUCCCUGGCUGCCAUCAUGCUACUUACAACCGUCGCCAGCAAGCUCAAGAAGGGCUCUUUCAAGAGGUGGUGCCACCAUGCGCCAUACGUGUGCGUCAACGUGGCGUUGCUUGGCCUUUUCGUGGCCUACGCCAUUGGGAGCUGCAGGAAGACUCGCUCUACCGUCUACUUAUUCAGUCUGGUUCUCCCAGUUCUCAUAUACACCAUCGUCCAGUUCAUGAUCCAGAAAUUCCUCUGGGAGGGAAUAGAAAGUCUUGUAAGAUCCUGCCCGAUUAUCAGCAAUGCUUUAAGAUCAUGCUGGGGGAAUGAUGAUGGCCGUGCGACAGAAAACCGGCUGAAGAAGGCUCAUUCUCUCGUACUGCUACUUGCAACUCUUGCCACGACCAUCACCUACCAAGCGGGGAUGAACCCACCAGGUGGGUUCUGGCCUGACGAGCGCGACGGGCACAAGGGAGGUGACCCGGUGCUUGUAACCACACAUGCUAGACGCUACAGGGUGUUCUUCUACUGCAACUCGGUCGCCCUCGUGACUUCCAUAGUUGUCAUCGUCAUGGUCCUGAGCAAGCAUGUGACAUCAAGCGUCGUCCACAAGCGACAUGCCCUGGAGGCUGUCAUGAUACUAGACCUGCUCAGCCUCAUGGCUGCGUAUGCAGUCGGCUGUUGCCGGGAUGUGACCACCUCCCUCCACGUCAUCGCUCUGGCUGGUGCAGUCUUGGUCUACGUGGUGAUCCACAUCGUCUUCUUCACGCUAGAUCCUAAGGUCAGGCCGGAGGAGGAGAUGAACAAGAAACGCAAGCUGUUGCUGCUGCUAGCCAUCUUGGCCGCAACCAUCACUUACCAAGCUGGGUUGACCCCACCUGGCGGCUUUUGGGGUGAGGACGACGAGUUUGGUCAUAGAGCAGGUUAUCCUGUCCUCUUGAGUAACUACCCUCGCCGUUACACGACGUUCUUCUACUGCAACGCCACGAGCUUUAUGGCAUCCAUAGCCAUGAUCAUCCUCCUUGUGAAUCCGAACCUCUACACACCCGGCAUAAAUUGCUAUGCACUCUAUGUGUGUGCUCUGGCGGGCUUAUUUGGCCUCGUGGGUGCCUACGUCGCAGGAAGCUCCCGGCAUGUGCGCACAUCCAUCAUUGUGGUUGCGUUGGUUGCUGUGGUCUUCUUGUUCGUGAUCUUAGUGCUUAUAGCGUUGAACACGGCAGACAAGCACCAAAGCACGGAGUCUCAGAAUGAAGAUACCGAGCCUGAGAUCCAGGAAGACGAAGAGCAUCCAGAAAAAGAAGAAUACACCACGGGAAAGUAUUUGAUGCUGGUGGGCAUCUUGGUGGCGAGUGUCACCUAUCAGGCUGGCCUUACUCCACCAGGCGGAGUGUGGCCAGACAGCAGCAAUGGGCACGUGGCCGGCGACUCAGUCCUGCACGACAGCAACAAGCACCGGUACCGUUUGUUUUUCUACAGCAACUCCAUUGCCUUCCUAGAGUCGACUGUCGUCAUCCUCCUUCUGCUGCUGGGCAAGUCACUGUUUGACAGACCAGAGGAGAAACUACUAGGCAUGAAGAGUAAGGAGCUGCUCCGGGUGGCCCAGUCUUCGAUUGUGCUGGCCCUGCUUGGCCUCCUUUGGGCGUAUGCCUCCGGCUGCAGCCGGGAGUGGGAGACAUCUGGUUACAUCGGUGCACUCGUCAUCGCCGCACUGCUCUACAUUGCCAUCCAUGUGGUACUAUCGUGCCGUGACAAGAAAGGUGAAUCUCCUGCCAUGCAAUGCAAUUGCAAAUGCACAUGUAAAGCCGGUGGAGGAGCGCUGGAGGGAACUAAAGUUGGGGCUAACACUGUUUAGGGAUCUUCUGCUCACAUGCGUAUCUCCUUUGUAUGUACCUAUAUGUUGAGUUGUUAAUUGUUACUUCACACAAGGUUCUAUGUAACAUUUUGGAUUUGAUCUUCUUGUUCAGAUCCAAAAUUCAGAAUUUCUAUCCUUGGGAAAAAGAGGACAAAAGAACACUCUAAACUAACAACACGAAAGACACAU